AGUUGAAAGGGGAAAGGUUGUCAGCAACAUGGCUGCUCCCCUGGAUGACAUGUUUUCCUUCUGCGUGGACCCCGGCACAGUCUCUGCCUGCGUGGAUGUGAGAUUUAUAGACAAUAUCAAGGGCAAGGGUAUCUUCGCCAAAAAGAGUAUGAAGAAGGGAGAUGCCAUCUUUCUGGAGCGGCCACUCGUCUCUGCCCAGUUCCUGUGGAAUUCUCAGUACAAAUAUAGAGCCUGUGAGUACUGCUUACGUGCUCUGGAGAGUGCAGAGGAGAAUGCGAGGCGACUCAGCGGCAUCCCAGGACUCAGCCUCCCUCACCCUGAGCUCUGCAGGGUGCGACCGGAGAGGCACCAAGCCUGCCCGCAGUGCCAGGUGAUGUACUGUAGCAGCGAGUGUAGACAAGCUGCAGCAGAUCAGUACCACAGGGCUCUGUGUUUGGGUCCCUCUCAGGAAGAUCCAGACCAUCCCAUCAACAAGCUCAAAGAUGCAUGGAGGAGUAUGCAUUAUCCCCCUGAGACCUCCAGCAUCAUGCUAAUAGCCAGAAUGGUAGCAAUAGUCAAACAGGCCAAGGACAAAGCGCAGUGGCAGAAGCUGUUUUCACACUUCUGCAGCCGGACAGGUAAUGAGGAAGAGGAGAUCGCCCAUAAGCUCCUAGGAGAGAAAUUCAGAGGGCAGCUGGCCUUGUUACACAGCUUUUUUAAAGGAGCACUAUACGAUGACUAUCUGAGUCGGUGGUUUACCCCCGAGGGUUUCCGCUCUCUGUUCGCUCUUGUGGGAACCAAUGGACAAGGAAUUGGCACGAGCUCCUUGAGUCAGUGGGUUCAUGCCUGUGAUGCAAUUCAGCUUCCUGUCCAGCAGAAGGAGCAAUUGGACUCUUUUAUCGACCAGAUGUACAAGGACAUUGAGAAAGAAACGGGAGACUUUCUAAACUGUGAGGGCUCUGGACUCUUUCUGCUCCAAAGCUCAUGUAACCACAGCUGCAUACCCAACGCAGAGGCCGCCUUUCCCGACAACAAUUUCCUGCUUCAGCUCAGCGCCCUUAGUGACAUCAACCCAGGAGAGGAGAUCUGCAUCAGUUAUUUGGACUGCUGUCAGCGGGACCGAAGCCGCCACAGCAGACAUAAAACUCUGAGGGAGAACUACCUGUUUGUCUGCUCGUGUCCAAAGUGCGUCUCCCAGAUGGGCGAGCUGGACGUGACAUCAGAGGAGGAAGAGGAGGAAGAAGAAGAAGGCGAGGCAGAAGGCGAAAUGGAGGGGGAUGAGAUGGAAGAUGAGAUGACCGAUGUCUGAUGAAUGACUUGCCAAUAUUGUUCUCAGCCGCUCCCUUUCCGGCCACCAUGAAGCCCUGAGGAAUAAAAAAAAAAAACUGUUCAAACCACAAUCUGCGUUUCACCACGACUGUCCGAUUUGUGUGGGAACAUGUGUUAUUAUCACCACAUUGCACUCAGUAUUUCUCCAUUUUGAGAGGUCGGUCCCAGGAAAAUGUAAAUCAGUAUAUGGGCAGGGAUAGGUUUAUUGUUGUUCUUCACUCUACUGCAACACACUAGAGGGGUGAAACUAUGGCUUUCAGCUAUCUGGGUUAUGGGUUGAACAGUUUAUUGACUGGUAGGUCUUUGUAAAUCUAAUUUGCAUGUAAGCCCGUUGUUAAAACUACAUUAAUGAAAAGACAUUUAGUCAAUUUCUGACUAAACCUAGCAAUCAAAGGUAGAAAGCUUUAACCACAGAAAGGGCCCUUUUUUAAAACUGCUUUUCUGUUACAAACAACAGUGACCAUGUUGAGAAUCAAUCAAAAACAGUAAAGUUGUUGUGCCAAAACAAUAAACAAAACAAUAGGCUCAAAGACUCAAAAGCUCCCGAGAGCUGAUGGAAGCUGCAGAGGUUUUUAAAUAGUGUCAGUAGGUUUCACUAAGAGCAGGUUUUGAAGUAUUACAGUUCUUAUACUUGUGUCUGACCUUCAGGUCCACUAAAGCAAACUCAGAAAACUGUCAUCCUUUCUUGUCCCUGACAGCUCUUAAACAAGGCGAGGUGAUUAAGCGAAGGUCAAUAUGUUCUCAGGUGUUCUCCUCCACUUAAGAAGUUUCUUACGUGACUAUGCAUUACUAUAUUGGAGAGGCCUUUUAUUUAUAUUCCGUUGUAAUUACAGUCUUGUCAUCGGGGAGGCAUCCAGCCGGUGAAGUUUAGUUUGGUUUUCAUCCAUUGAUCUAUGAGGUUAAGUUUAACCUUACUUAAUGUAUUGUGGAGACCUUGAUUUGGAAAUUGCUUUGUCAGUAACUGUUAGGCCUGUAUUUCAAACCGCAGUUCCACAUGAGUGAAAUUGCCGCCGCCCACACAUGAAUCAAUAUUACAACAAUGACUGUAAUCACAAAUCCCAAUAUUUUCAGUAACUCGACAAAGAUUGGAAAUAUUGAAUGACUAAUCCUCAUUUUCUCAGUUGGCAUUAAGUGCAGUGGCACAGGAGAAUGUGUAAGUGACAAAUAUAUGAUUUCAAAUAUUAUAACAGGAGCAUAGCAGUUGUCAUUUUUACUACUCUGGCAUAAACCAUUGAAAUUGGA
This is a messenger RNA of Notothenia coriiceps (black rockcod), 2550 nucleotides long. RefSeq names its product SMYD family member 5 (gene smyd5). The record is from RefSeq and is a predicted model, not a curated record. Gene Ontology annotation, biological process: negative regulation of gene expression, epigenetic. Gene Ontology annotation, molecular function: histone H4K20 methyltransferase activity; protein binding. Lineage: Eukaryota; Metazoa; Chordata; Actinopteri; Perciformes; Nototheniidae. The coding region runs from base 29 to 1288 and encodes 419 amino acids. The transcript has 13 exons.